CUGAUCACUCUGGAUGAAAUGGCCGAACCGACUGUAGACAAAAAACCGGAGGUGAAGCCUCCUCCGGGCCUAAAGGCUAUUAUAGAACACCUGGGACAGGUGUACCCGAACCAACCCAACCCCUUGCAAGUGACCACGCUACUCAAAUACUGGCUGGGAGGUCAGGAUCCCUUGGACUACAUAAGCAUGUACAAUUUUCCAGGGGAUGCCGACAGGAACAUUCCACCGCACUGGCACUAUAUCAGCUUUGGAUUGAGCGACUUACAUGGCGAUGAGCGCGUUCAUCUGCGCGAGGAAGAUUCUACACGGUCCGGAAUGGGAUUUGAACUCACCUUUCGCCUGGCUAAGACGGAAGCGGAACUAAAGCAACAAAUCGAGAAUCCAGAGAAGCCCCAAAGACCACCCACAUGGCCAGCGAAUCUGCUACAGGCCAUCGCACGUUACUGCUUCCAAACGGGCAACGGACUGUGCUUUGGGGACAACAUUCCGUGGCGCAAGAGCUUGGAUGGCAGCGCCACUUCAAAAUUGCAGAGCCUACUUGUCGCGCAAGACCCACAGUUAGGAUGCAUCGAGACACCUACCGGCACUGUAGACUUCUGCCAGAUCGUCGGAGUUUUUGAAAACGAACUAGAGCAGGCUUCACGUUGGAACGGACGUGGAGUGCUGAACUUUUUGCGUCAAGAUGUACAGACGGGCGGCGACUGGUUGGUAACCAACAUGGAUCGGCCAAUGAGCGUUUUUGAAUUGUUCCCCGAGACGCUGCUGAACUUGCAGGACGACCUAGAGAAGCAGGGUUCCGAUCUGGCUGGCGUCAAUGCGGAUUUUACGUUCCGUGAGAUAAAACCCACCAGUGCGAUUAAGGAGGAGGUAGACUUCCAGACGCUGAGUGAGAAGUGCGCCAAUGACGAGAACAACCGUCCGUUGACGGAGACGCAAAUGAAGCGCGAGGAACCGAGUUUUCCGCAGUCCAUGUCGAUGAGCAGCAGCUCGCUGCACAAGUCCUGUCCCCUAGACUUCCAGCCUCCGGCACCCAACUGCAUCUCACUAGACGGCAUUGAAAUUACCUUGGCACCCAGUGUGGCCAAGUACCUGCUGCUAGCCAUUAAGGAUCGUAUUCGACAUGGAAGGCACUUCACUUUCAAGGCUCAGCAUCUGGCUCUUACUUUGGUGGCGGAAAGCGUGACUGGUUCGGCGGUCACCGUUAGCGAGCCUUACGGUGUACUGGGCUAUUGGAUUCAGGUUCUGAUCCCCGAUGAACUGGUACCGCGUCUGAUGGAGGACUUCCGCAGCGCAGGGCUGGACGAGAACUGCGAGCCCAAGGAGAGGUUGGAGCUAGAGUGGCCAGAAAAGAAUCUGAAGCUAAUCAUCGACCAACCAGAACCUGUGCUUCCUAACGUUUUACCCAUGUCCCUCGACUCAGCUCCUCUAAAAAUGUGAAGCUGUCGAGCGUCUAACUAGUAUUAUUUUAAAUUAAUCGAAUUGAAUCUUCCACUAACAAGUAAGUUUUACAUUUAUUCACCUCUUCUAACACAAUGCACGUGGCCUAUGCUCCCAGUCGGAGUCCAGUCAAAAUAUACAUUCAUACCCAAAAACA
Molecule: messenger RNA, 1594 nt
Organism: Drosophila eugracilis
Lineage: Eukaryota; Metazoa; Arthropoda; Insecta; Diptera; Drosophilidae
Gene: Su(fu)
Product: suppressor of fused homolog
Exons: 1
Coding region: 19-1437 (472 amino acids)
Cellular component (GO): nucleus; cytoplasm
Molecular function (GO): transcription factor binding
Source: RefSeq, a predicted model, not a curated record